Messenger RNA from Spodoptera frugiperda (fall armyworm), 2610 nucleotides. It is a transcript of the gene Hakai, whose product is annotated as E3 ubiquitin-protein ligase Hakai. The transcript has 8 exons. Lineage: Eukaryota; Metazoa; Arthropoda; Insecta; Lepidoptera; Noctuidae. Bases 241 to 1380 code for a protein of 379 amino acids. Gene Ontology annotation, biological process: regulation of cell adhesion; protein ubiquitination. Gene Ontology annotation, molecular function: ubiquitin protein ligase activity. The record is from RefSeq and is a predicted model, not a curated record.
CAUCACUACUUACUAAUCAAUGAACCGCUGUUCGUGACGACUGUGAUUUUGAUGGAAUUUUGUUUUAUCUCAUAAAAUCCCUCCAAAAUGAAUUGAGUUGACUAAACUUUCGUGUAUUUAAACAAAAUGGUUAUUUUGUAACACGGACAGCUAAUUUUAAACUCAUUACUUAAGUGAUAGAGGUUAAGUGUGUCUUGAAGAAAUUCAGUCAUUGUAAAAGUUAUUUUUUACUAAAUAAACAUGAAUAGUGAAAAGAGAAAUACACGCGGAAGGGGCCGUGGCCGGGGCCGAGGCCGUGGUCGAGGCAGAGGUAGGGGUAGAGGCAAAAAAGUUCCUAAAGUAAUGUCAAGUGAUGAAGAGGAAUGCUCCGUGGAAGAAACUACUCAAGAACAGGAAGAAACCGUCGUUGAAGAGCCUAAAGAGGAGCCUGAACCUACUGAACCAGCUAAAUUGGAAGUACCAUCAGACAUAUCUCAGCUGGAAGCUCCAGUGUUUACAACUCUACAGCGAGGGCCUCCGGAGCCCAUGCUCAGGUUGGACUGGAGUCACCGAGCCACACUCAUUGGGGAGAAGGUCCUCAACCCUAUGAUCUACUGCUGUGAUAUAUGUUCUAAACCUAUACUCAUUUAUGGACGAAUGAUUCCAUGCAAGCAUGUGUUUUGUUUAUCCUGUGCCAGAGCUGAACAUACACACUGCCCUAGAUGUAGAGAAAAGGUCUUACGAGUAGAACAAACAGGAUUAGGAACAGUAUUCAUGUGUACACAUUCUGGUACAAGAUAUGGCAACACAGGUUGCAGGAGAACAUAUUUAUCACAGAGAGAUCUUCAAGCGCAUAUCAACCAUAGGCAUGUGUCUUCUGGAGCAGUGGAAAGCAAGCCUGAGCCUGAACCACCAACUAACACUGUUGCUAUUGUGAAGCCUUUGACUCAACUUCCACCGACUGCCGGAGAUCCCCGCGGUCACGGCGGACACGGCCACGCUCCUUCUGGCGAACGACCCCGUGCAAGAACCAAUCUCAUCACCGUUCCCAUACAAGAUCAGACCGAGUCACACGCCUAUUAUAAUUAUUAUCCUCCUCCGCAGCCCGUGCCGCCGCCGUCGCUGCCGCCGGUGUCGUCGGUGCCCGUCCUGGCGCACACCAUGAGCGUGCCGCCGCCCACCUACUACGCCACCGCGCCGCCAUACUCUGCUCCUCCGACUUAUGUACCUCCUGCAGGCAACAUGGCAACAAAUGUGGCAGUAUCACCAAUGUCAUCAACAGUUCCUAUGGGAUCAGUGAACACCAUCGGCGAGGGAGCUCGCUGGGGAGAGAGUUACCAGCAACCCUCGGUGCCAGUACAGCAGUGGCCGCCACAGAACCCACACCAUUACUAUAGGUAGCCCCUGUAUAAACGCCGCUAUUCGUGGCGUGAUCGCGAGUGACGUGCUUAUUGACUACAGUGCGCUAUAGAAACUCGUGAGGAUAAACAAGACACUAUAUUGGACUUCAAUUGUACUGUUGGGACACUGUUGGGGCCUAAAUAACGGCAAAAUGUGUGUAAAAAGAUACUGUCAGUAUUGUAUAAUAAAUGCUGCAUUUUGCAGUUAUCACCAGUGAUAACAGUGUUAUACAACAAAUAUUAUAUAGUGCCUCGAUAGUGUCACCGCCUACAGUAGCUAAAAUUUUUACUUCAUAAACAUUUUAAACUGCAAAUUGUGUAAUUAUAAAAUACAGAACUGGGCAACUAAAAUGAGAUGGACAGAAACUAAGGGAAAGAAGUUUAAUCAAUCUUAUCUUGUCGCAAUUUCCUUUGGUUCCCAACAACGGUAGAAGCAAUUUCACUAAUUUGUAAUCCCAAAACUUGAAUCACAGAAUGAAAAGGGGGAAGUAAGGCCAAUGCGUGCAUUGGUGCAUGCAGGGUCGACGGGCCGCUUGUUUAUCGUAGAAACUUAUUUGUCUUGUCCCUAAGUUUUUAUUCAUCUUGUUUUGUAGUAUUAGCUAAUAUAAAUUGUUUUAUCACAUUGAGGGCCUGUUUCACUAAUCUCUAAUAAAAUAUCAAUUAAGUGCCAAAUCGUGUUGGUUAGACAAACAGCAACUUAUUACUAAAUAAUUGUGAAACAAGCCCUAAGUGAUAUAAUACUCCCAUAAUGAAGAUGAAAGAAAUAGUCACAAGAAUUCCUAUAUUGUAUUUGUAUAAGAUUUGUUUUUUCAAUGGAGUAGUAUUUUUUAUUUUCUUUUUUUACUUCACAUAGUAAGACUUACUCAAGAUUCUGUAUAUUAGAUUAAAAUAUAUGUAAUGUUAAUUAUAUUUACUUCUUUAUUUAGGGUAUUGUUGUACCCUAGAUUGCCACUUACUGGCUAAAUACUGUUAUUUUAUUGUAAAGUGCAAUGUUACAACUUUCACUAUAUUUAUGCCAGAUAUAGUUAUAAGCAGUGCCUUUAUGUAAAUCUGCAUAAUCUGGUAUGUAUUGGCAGAAUUUUAGGUAGUCCUAUGUACAUAGUAUAUAUUUACUCCUCUUGUAUCUCAAUAAAAUGUAUAAUUCCUUGUUCUAUAUAUGAUCUGACUUAAAGAACUUCAAAAUUUUGUAAGGAAUUCGGAGAAAAUACAAUAAAAAAUCUUAACUAAGUGA